AUGAGUCAGGAACAACCACAGCGACCACAACCUCAAGAAGAGCCACAAGAGCCCAUCAAGUACGGCGACGUCUUCAACGUCUCCGGCGAGUUGGCCAAAAAACCCAUCACUCCACAAGAUGCAGCCGACAUGCAAGCCGCCGAGAACUUGGUUCUUGGGGAGACUCAGAAAGGCGGUCCAGCUGCCGUCAUGCAGUCGUCCGCCGCCGUCAACAACAACCGUGGCCUUGUUGGCCUCUACGAUUUUAGUGACCCGGGCAUCGCCAUCUCCGACACCGAAUACGCCGGGCACCGAAUCGUGACCGAGUCCGUCGGUGGAGAGGCAACUUUCAUCAAUCUCACCUCUAAUCAAGUAGCGGAGCCAGCGAAUCUACGAAGAGAUAACGGAAUUUAA
Molecule: messenger RNA, 393 nt
Organism: Lactuca virosa
Lineage: Eukaryota; Viridiplantae; Streptophyta; Magnoliopsida; Asterales; Asteraceae
Source: the annotation of a GenBank genome assembly